Messenger RNA from Scleropages formosus (Asian bonytongue), 1603 nucleotides. It is a transcript of the gene tmem88b, whose product is annotated as transmembrane protein 88 b. The coding region runs from base 499 to 1140 and encodes 213 amino acids. Lineage: Eukaryota; Metazoa; Chordata; Actinopteri; Osteoglossiformes; Osteoglossidae. Gene Ontology annotation, cellular component: plasma membrane. The record is from RefSeq and is a predicted model, not a curated record. The transcript is spliced from 3 exons. Gene Ontology annotation, molecular function: PDZ domain binding.
AGGGAAGGAGGCAAACACAGAUAGGACACCCGAGUGGAGGAAGUAAAGCAAGAGCGGGGAGGAGGGAGGUGUGGGGGAGGGCACCGGGCUAUAUGAGCACAUGGGACAGAGAAGGACGGGCAGAGUGCAGGGGACAGCGCAGAGGAGAGCUCGCCACCGAGACGUUAGCGACGGCGGCACACAGACCCAUGCUGCCUGAGGAACAUUGGGAAAGAGGAGUGACAAAAACCCAAGACCACACCACAGGGGGCCUGCCUACAGGUGGCUGUGCUUCCCUCACCUUCUACAUUUAAGGAGCGAGGGCCUCGCCCUGGACAGCAGAGCCCAGACAAAGCUGCGGGUAAAGGAUCGGCGCAGAGUGUCGGAGGGUGAGGCACGGAAACCCGAUUCACAGGAAGCGGGAGGAACGGGCGUCCUGCAUCCUGCCAGCUACGAGGAACAACAGGCACAGGAAGGGAAGACCCGGAAAUCCAGCAGCCUGGGGAUCACAGCCUCACCAUGAGUCUGAGCGGCACUCUGGACAAACACUCAACCCACCACCGGACCAUGGACCUGGGGGUUGAAUCGCAGACAGAGCUCCACCACUCCAACUCUGUGGCGUCCACAGCCCCUGCAGGAAGCCAGGUGGGGACACCAGGAGUGGUGGUGCCCCCUCCAUACUCAGCCGCCGACGGCAGAGGGGAUGCACCCCUGGAGCUGCGCGGAGCACUGGACUGCUGGGCCUGCUCAGUUCUGGUGACCGCCCAGAACCUGGUCAUAGCCACUAUUAACGCUGGUCUGGCUGGUUUGGUGUUUGGUCUCAUCCUAACCCCCGCCAUAGUCAUGGUGGUCUUCGGCUUUCUCUGUCACUCCACGGUGCGCCCCCAUGGCUCUGCCCAGUACUGCUCGGAGCUGCUGAGCGACGGUGGCUGUGUAGCACUCCUGGUGGUCGGCUUCCUGCUGGUGACACCCCUGCUGGUGCUGGCGUUGGCUGCCUACUGCCGCCUGGCUCGCCACCUCCAACUGGGCCUCUGCUUCAUCCCAUACAGCCGUGCUGUCUACAAAAACCUGCCUGCUUCACAGCACCGUGGUCUGACUGGAGGCUGCUGUGGCCAUCAGGGGGCAUCGGGCAACAGGGGCAAGGCCAAGGUGUGGGUGUGAGCGCCAGAGUGGGGAGUGACUGGAGGCCGAGUAGGCAAGAUGCUCACGGCACUGUGGACAAGGGAGUUAAGUCUUCAGUAGUGCUUUGGCCCAUCGACUUGGAUGUGCUUCUAAAUUAUUUUACUCAAAUACCACUUUUAUACCACAGUAUGAGGACAAACAUGCAUAUUUAAGCAUAUGUUAAACAUUAACCAUAUACUUUAUUUUGUAACUGAUUUAAUACAUUUUACUAACUACAUUGAUUUACUUCAAAUACAUUUUCUAGAAACUUGUGCUUCUUGGUGUUUGCUUUUCAGAACAAAAUCACAAAGGUCCCCAAAGGGAGGUCUGAUGUGAAAGCCAUCCCAGCUCUACUCACAGCAACACCAAUCACAAACCACACGUUACCGUCACAUAACUACACUACGUGCAUUUUGCACACUAUAACAUGAACUAUGUCAGCUUAAAACACCACAAUGUUUAA